This is a messenger RNA of Pyricularia oryzae 70-15, 354 nucleotides long. RefSeq lists its product as uncharacterized. Lineage: Eukaryota; Fungi; Ascomycota; Sordariomycetes; Magnaporthales; Pyriculariaceae. The coding region runs from base 1 to 354 and encodes 117 amino acids. The transcript has 3 exons. The record is from RefSeq and is a predicted model, not a curated record.
AUGGUGACCGGAAAGAGCGCAGGUGACAACCUCAUGAUGGACGGCGACCAGCACACCCACGGCGAUCCGUCGUCGACCCACCCUGAGCCUCUCCAGGCGGGCGAGCAGACUUCGCACAACGUCCAUGACCCCAAGGACCAAUACAGCUUGGCAGACCGUGCCAACAAGGAGAAGCUGGAGGAGAAGGAGGCCAAGCGGCAGGAGGAGAAGGAGAAGGACAUCAGGCCUACAGAUAUCGCCGAGUCGCACGGUAACAAGCCAUCGCGCGGCGCACAGGUCGAUGAGAUGCUGGAGAAGGAGGAUGAGGAGCGACUGAAGCAAAAGGCCGAGAGCAAAUCGGCCAAGAAGCACUAG